AUGGAUAAUUGCUUCUCUAAAAUCGAUACUAAAGAAGAAUUCAUACCCGAUGAUAAGAAAAUGACGUUGAUUGAGCUUUACAUUAAGAUAGAUAAUCCAGUUUUCGGCAACAACGUCAAAAUAAUAAAAAAGGCAUAUCGCACAAUGCUUAUUUCCGUCUCAAAAAGGUCGCCAACAUUCUUCGAUGGCUUAACUAAGACUCUUCAGCAAAGUUUGAAUUCAAAAUUGUCCAAUAAUGAUUUCAUUACGAAUAUCGCUCCAUGGAUUGACCUAACAAACGAUUUACAAACCUUGGGCUCCUUCCUAAAGGUGCUUACGACAUCUCUAACGUUACUUUCUCCUUCUUAUUAUCAAGUUAUCUGCAAAACUAUAACAGAUAUCGUUAUGAAUGUUAUCAAAUUAUCAAGCGACGAGUACAAGAAAUUCUGUGAUCAGAACAAUACUAUCAUGAAGCAGCCCAAGUUUUUGAUAUGA
Molecule: messenger RNA, 474 nt
Organism: Trichomonas vaginalis G3
Lineage: Eukaryota; Parabasalia; Trichomonadida; Trichomonadidae
Product: negative regulation of centriole-centriole cohesion
Exons: 1
Coding region: 1-474 (157 amino acids)
Source: RefSeq, a predicted model, not a curated record